AUGGCAGGUAGCCUCAGCAAUGUGAGCAGCUAUGAGACGCAGUUCAUGCAGUGCAUCCCAGUGGGUGGAGUCAGUGUGAAAGCAGAGGACCUCCUCAGAAAUAGCAAUGUGUUGAAUGCAAUGGAACAUUCACCAGUAGUUAGAGGUACAAAUUAUGUGGAGGCCACAGUGCCCAAUUCAAAUGUUGUUGCUGAUGGAGGUAUACAGGAAGUUAUGUGCCCCAGCAGUGUGAAUGUAUUAAAUAGUGAGCAGGAGGUAAAUCCUGUAUCAGAUGUUGUUUUGGGUAACGAUGUUGAUAUGCAGCACAAGGCUGCAGAAUGUGUUCUUAAUAAGGAAGCUACAGGUGUUGAUAUUGUGAUUGAAACUGUGAGGGAUUCUGUUGAUUCAAGUAAGUUUAUGUCUGUUGAUAACAGUGUGAGUGAAGAAGCUCGGCAUACGCAUUUUUUUAAGGAAGCAUGGGAGAAUAAAGCAGAGAGUGAUUUUGAUUCUGAUGAUUGGAUAGCCAGGGCAAAAUGGUUUCAGAAGUGUGCACCUGAUGAUUGGGAGACUAGCAAGCAUGAUUAUGUCAGUGAAGAGCAGGUGUGCACCAAGGCUAAAGAUUACAUACAAGAUACAGAAGAGGACUUAUUGACCAAAACUGAAUUGAAGCAUGAUUUUAUUGAAGAGGUGCACGCGCGCACGCAUACUGGAGAGAAGCCGUUCCAGUGCGCCGAAUGCGGUAAAGCAUUCACCCAGGUGCGCAACUACAAGUACCACGUGUCGGUGCACGCGGGAACGCAAGAGUUCGCCGCGGUGUGCCCAGAGUGCGGCAAGGUGUUCAACAACGGCGGCUACCUCAGCACGCACAUGAAGAUCCACCGCAACCGGAAAGAGUAUGCGUGCGCAGAAUGCGGGCGGCGCUUCAACCAGCGCGUCACCUGCAACACGCACAUGCGCACACACACAGGGCUGCGACCUCAUGUGUGCACUCUGUGUGACAAGGCCUUCACGCGCAAGGCGCUGCUCAUCCAGCACGUGCGCACGCACACCGGUGAGAAGCCCUUCACCUGCGAGGUGUGCGGGAAGCGGUUCGCGGACCGCAGCAAUAUGAUGCUCCACCUACGCCUGCACUCGGGCAUCAGGCCGUACAGCUGCUGCCAGUGCGGCAAGGCGUUCACCAAGAAGCACCACCUGGAGGCGCACAUGUCCUGCCACACGGGGCUGCGGCCGCACGCCUGCGACCGCUGCGGCGCGCGCUUCAGCCAGCCCGGCAACAUGCGCACGCACCGCAAGAAGUGCACCGCGCCGGGUCCGCCCCGCGGGGGCGGGGGCGGCGUCGAGGGAAGUCGUGGAGCCACGUCGCCCCGGUUGAUGCUUGAUGGCCUGUCAGACGGCUGGGAAGACGGAGGUCGAGGCAGGCAUGCUGUCGGUCUUACUGGCCGUGGCAGGAAUCCAGCCGCUGCCGCGUGCAGUCGCUGGCUGUCAAAGAAGCUGUUCCGCUAG
Schistocerca gregaria is the source of this 1482-nucleotide messenger RNA. RefSeq names its product zinc finger protein interacting with ribonucleoprotein K-like. The record is from RefSeq and is a predicted model, not a curated record. The coding region runs from base 1 to 1482 and encodes 493 amino acids. Lineage: Eukaryota; Metazoa; Arthropoda; Insecta; Orthoptera; Acrididae. The transcript is spliced from 7 exons. Gene Ontology annotation, molecular function: RNA polymerase II cis-regulatory region sequence-specific DNA binding; DNA-binding transcription factor activity. Gene Ontology annotation, biological process: regulation of transcription by RNA polymerase II.